Messenger RNA from Acanthosepion pharaonis, 507 nucleotides. The record is from the annotation of a GenBank genome assembly. NCBI's taxonomy places the organism in Eukaryota, Metazoa, Mollusca, Cephalopoda, Sepiida, Sepiidae.
AUGCAAAAACAAAAGGUCUUGUUUGAAGAACAGUGUGUCUAUCUUGACUUAUUCAGAACAGUCUCUCUCUCUCUCUCUCUCUCUCUCUCUCUCUCUCUUUCUCUCUCUCUCUCAGCCUGUUUAGAGAAGUGUCUCCCCAUCUCAAACUGUUCAGAGAAGUGUCUCUUUUUCUCGGCCUACUCAGAGAAGUGUCUCCUUAUAUUGGUCUGUACAGAAGUAUCUUUCUCUCUCUUAGCCUGUUCAGAGAAGUGUCUCCCCAUCUCAAACUGUUCAAAGAAGUGUCUCUUUUUCUCGGCCUACUCAGAGAAGUGUCUCCCUGUAUUGGUCUGUACAGAAGUAUCUUUCUCUCUCUUAGCCUGUUCAGAGAAGUGUCUCCCCAUCUCAACCUUUUCAGAGAAGUGUCUCCCCAUCUCAACCUGUUCAGAGAAAUGUCUCCUUUUCUUGGUUUGCUCAGAGAAGUGUCUCCCUACCUUAGUCUGUUCAGAAGUAUUUUUCUCUAUCUCUUAG